Molecule: messenger RNA, 621 nt
Organism: Galeopterus variegatus (Sunda flying lemur)
Lineage: Eukaryota; Metazoa; Chordata; Mammalia; Dermoptera; Cynocephalidae
Product: mitogen-activated protein kinase kinase kinase MLK4-like
Exons: 4
Biological process (GO): protein phosphorylation
Molecular function (GO): JUN kinase kinase kinase activity; ATP binding
Source: RefSeq, a predicted model, not a curated record
CGCAUCCCCCCGCACGUGCUGGUGGACUGGGCCGUGCAGAUCGCGCGCGGCAUGCUCUACCUGCACCAGGAGGCCGUAGUGCCCAUCCUGCACCGGGACCUCAAGUCCAGCAACAUUUUGCUCCUUGAGAAGAUAGAGCAUGAUGAUGUCUUCAAUAAGACGUUGAAGAUCACCGAUUUCGGGCUGGCCAGGGAGUGGCACAGGACCACCAAGAUGAGCGCGGCGGGCACCUAUGCCUGGAUGGCCCCAGAAGUGAUCAAGUCCUCCCUGUUUUCUAAGGGAAGCGAUGUCUGGAGCUAUGGAGUGCUGCUGUGGGAGCUGCUCACGGGAGAAGUCCCCUAUCGCGGCAUUGAUGGCCUUGCCGUCGCUUAUGGGGUAGCGGUCAAUAAGCUCACUCUGCCUAUCCCGUCCACCUGCCCGGAGCCAUUUGCCAGGCUCAUGAGAGAAUGCUGGGAACAAGACCCUCACAUCCGCCCGUCAUUUGCCUUAAUUCUGGAACAGCUGACCGCUAUUGAAGGGGCCGUGAUGGCUGAAAUGCCACAAGAAUCUUUUCAUUCCAUGCAAGACGACUGGAAGCUGGAAAUUCAGCAAAUGUUUAAUGAGUUGAGGACAAAGGAGAAG